This is a messenger RNA of Zychaea mexicana, 1491 nucleotides long. RefSeq names its product MBOAT, membrane-bound O-acyltransferase family-domain-containing protein. Gene Ontology annotation, cellular component: membrane. NCBI's taxonomy places the organism in Eukaryota, Fungi, Mucoromycota, Mucoromycetes, Mucorales, Lichtheimiaceae. The transcript has 4 exons. Gene Ontology annotation, biological process: lipid modification. Gene Ontology annotation, molecular function: acyltransferase activity. The record is from RefSeq and is a predicted model, not a curated record. The coding region runs from base 1 to 1491 and encodes 496 amino acids.
AUGGAUCGCUUUUUCGACUCUCUGGCCGACCAAUUAGGCGAUACGGUCAGCACAGACCACAUCAAGUUGAUCACCUGCAUCGUUGCAACAUACCCACUGGCACUAAUCUAUCGCAAGCUACCAGCCAAAAGCCCAACAACUAGACACCUGUUUUCCAUUGGAUACGCAUUGUUUACAAUAGUAUCCGUUCUCAAGCUUUAUAUUAGAGCCGUACAUAUUGGCCUGACGGCUAUCUUUACAUGGACAUUUAUGAAGUAUUUUCGCGGCAAGAAUGGUCCAUACGUAAAUUUUGCAGUAGCAAUGCUAAGCAUGGCAAUUUGCCAUAUUGACCGACAGCUCAAAGGAAAUGAGGGCGACAGCAAGUUGGAUUACUCGGGCCCAUUGAUGAUCACCGAAAGCGACAACAGAAACUCGGCAACAAUUCGAGAAGCUGAGUAUAACAAACGGAUGAAAAUUGAUCGUUAUCCUACCUUGUUCGAGUAUUUUGGAUGGCUCUGCUUCUUUGGAGGGUUCUUUGUCGGUCCUACAUGCGAGUACAUGGAGUACUAUAGAUACACCAACUACUUUUUAGUAUCAAGCGACAAGCAGCCGUCGCCAUGCAAGCCUGCACUCCGCCAGAUCAUGCUUGGCAUACUAUUUGGUGGAAUCACGGCUUUCAUAGGAUCAGCAUACAACUGCUUUCGCUUUCUGGAUGACGAUUAUUUGGCUUUGCCAUUCUGCAAAAAGUUGUUAUCCUAUUACAUAACCGGUUUUGUAUGGCGAUUAAAAUUUUACUGUGUCUGGCUUCUGGCUGAAGGCAGCUGCAUUCUCUCACAGUUUGGAUAUAACGGUGUGGACAAGGAAGGAAACCAUCGAUGGGACCGGAUGACAAACGUCGAUUGGGUUGCGGUCGAAACUUCUCAAUCUAUGCAACAUGCGUCUACUCGAUGGAAUCGAAGCACGACCAGCUGGCUGAGACAUUAUGUCUACAACAGACUGUGUCCCCCGGAUACGAGCAAGCCGACAUCCUUAGCUUUGAUCGCCACAUAUGUUGUGUCUGGGCUAUGGCACGGGUUUCAUCCAGGCUAUUAUGGUCUUUUGUGCAGCACUGGGUUGAUUCAAAUCUUGGGACGGCGUAUCCGACGAGCAGUGCGACCACUAGUCAUGUCGGCAAAAGACCCACUGAAAAAGUCUCCUUUGACUGUCUAUAAGACGAUAUACAAUAUAGCGGGAAAUGUUGUCACCAUGAUGCUCGGCGCGAUAUUGAUAGCCUCGUUCGAGUUGCUGCAUCUAUCACGCGUCGGCAUUGCAUGGGGUAGCAUUUAUUACAUUCACAUAUGGGGGUAUCUAUUCACCUGGGCCGCUUUGCUUGCGAUGGAGCCGAUGUUGUUCAAAGUCCAAAAGCGACGCACGAAACAAGAAGCAGCAUUGGUGAAUAUCAAAAACAAGGAAUCGCGUGUUUACAUAUUAAGGAACCAAAUGGUGGUAGUGCAGCAAUGCCAAGUAGCAUAG